Molecule: messenger RNA, 1416 nt
Organism: Neltuma alba
Lineage: Eukaryota; Viridiplantae; Streptophyta; Magnoliopsida; Fabales; Fabaceae
Product: BRI1 kinase inhibitor 1
Exons: 1
Coding region: 282-1205 (307 amino acids)
Cellular component (GO): plasma membrane
Molecular function (GO): kinase inhibitor activity
Source: RefSeq, a predicted model, not a curated record
CAAAAGCACCAACUUUUCUUAACACACGAGUGAAAUCCAUCAAUAUCAUCUCCCUCAAUUCAUUAUAUGAACAGUUAAUUUCACAAACUCUCUCUCCAUCUCUCUCACUCUCUGCUCCAGGAUUCCUUUAUCCCUCCCACAGGCAGGCAUAGCUUUGUUGAAAUUCAUAGAGCAUGAAAAGAUUGUAGACCCCCCACUCUCUUCACCACUGAGAAAAGUUGCAGAUCAAGAAUUUCAUAUAUAUUAUCUCCAAUCUUGUUAGCUUUGAGCAGAAUCUUAUAAUGAUGGAAAGGCAUCAACAACAAAAGUUUGAAGAAAACGAUGUGGAAAAGAGAACUGAAGGAUCCAAGCUAGAAAAGGAAGAGAGUAAAGAAGGCCAGAGUGGAAAGCAAGCACAAGCAUCAUCAACAUCCUCUUCCCCAGCUCAUGACUUCUCCUUCACAAUCUCUCUGCAUAACACUUCCUCAGCCACAACCCCUGAUAAAUCCAAACCUCCACCUUCAUUUGCUGUUGAUCUAUCUCCUGCAGAUGACAUCUUUUUCCAUGGCCACUUGCUUCCUCUUCACCUUCUCUCUCACCUCCCUGUUUCUCCUCGCUCUUCCACCACUUCCAUGGACAGCAUCAGCCUCCCUGUUAGGGACUAUGGAAGCAUCACUAGCAGUAAUAAGAGCAACUUCGCCAUGGACGACAUCAGCAAGAACAACAGCGGUAGUAAUAGUAGCAGUAAUAGCAGCCAAGAAAGCAGGAGGAAUAGUGGGUCCAGAAAGGGAGCAAGCAAGGCCAAGUCUUUCUCAAUCUUCGGAUUUACAAGAGGGCGUAAAGAGUUUCAGGUUACAGAGAAAGACGAUAAAGAGAAGCACAAGAGGAAGGUGAGGUUGGAUUUGGUCCAUGUUGUGAAGAAAUACUUGAGAAUGGUGCAGCCACUUGUGAUUUUCCGAGGGAGAAGAGAGAAAAUUAGACAAUCUUGUUCAUAUUCAGGUAAUCUAAGUGCCAUAAAGAAGCGAGAUGUGGUCAAAGGAAGAAGAGGAGAGUAUUCAGCGCCGGCUUCAAUGAGGACUUCGCCUACAAAUAGUGGCCUAUUGCUUCCAACCUCAACAUUCCCUCCUCCAAGUGAUAGUACCAUGGAAGACCUCCAGGCCGCCAUUCAAGCUGCAAUUGCCCACUGCAAAAACUCAAUUGCGAAAGAUGAUAAAAUCAAAUGCUGAUUCAAGGGUAGAUUCAAAUGGAAAGUUUUUGCAUAUGCUUUUCCUAUUCAUUAAUAAUUAUAUGUUGUUCCCUUAUUUGAUAUUUUGUGCAUAUUUAGAUACAUAAAUGAUAAUGUACUUCUAUCCAGAUCCAACAUGGAAGCACCACUGUAAUUGUUACAUCAUCUCAAUUCUCUAUCUCGGAGGAUUUUAUUACCUUCAGUUCAAACAA